Messenger RNA from Seriola aureovittata, 4004 nucleotides. RefSeq names its product interleukin-13 receptor subunit alpha-1-like. The transcript has 10 exons. The coding region runs from base 390 to 1589 and encodes 399 amino acids. Lineage: Eukaryota; Metazoa; Chordata; Actinopteri; Carangiformes; Carangidae. Gene Ontology annotation, molecular function: protein binding. The record is from RefSeq and is a predicted model, not a curated record.
AGACGCUGUUUGAGAUGAGCUUAGGUAGUUUUUUCAUUCCCACUGACUCACUCUCAUUCCCGCGCUGUCAUCAACAGCUUCCCUCCCACUGCUUAUAUCGGCCCCGCCCCUCUGUUCCCGGUAGACUGCACACACCGCCGUCGCACCGACUUUAAGGAGGUGCGCUUGUUGGCUGUUUACCUUUCACUUAACCGUUUGCCCCCUGCUCAUAUUUCUUCUUCUUCUUCUUCUUCUUCUUCUUUCUAUCGUCAACACUCGCUCCUCGGUGUUUAUCUGCUGUAUGUCUCUAUAUAGUCACUUUAACUGACUUUAUUUACUGGGGGAACCGGAGGAUCGCGGGAGUUGACCCGCUUCCAGAUGGAAUAAUUGCUCAGGCGCUCGAGGACAACAUGACUUUCACUGGGGAGUUCUUUGCCAUCUUGUCAUGCACCGCCAUGAUAAUGCUGCUCCACUGUAAUGCAGAUCCCCUUCCUCCGCCUACAGAUCUGUCAUACGAGUGGCUCGACCCGUUUACUGUGAACGUGUCCUGGUUAUGGCAGAGGCCCAGCAAUCUGCCAAAGGACUGUGAAAUCAUGUAUGAUUUUGAGCCGAACGCCAAGCCUGAUAACCGGAAGCGCAUAGAAUCAAGAAAUGUCAGUUGGAUUUGUCUCACAGGAGUAACAGGUUCUCAGAGCUGCACGUUCACCAUUUAUACCGUCGGCAUUAAAGAGUCAUGUCUGGAUUGGAAAAGCACAUCUGAGAACAUAACCAUCAAAAGCCCAAAGCCACAAGCUAAAGUGGUGGAGGACUUCAAAUGUGUCCUUGACCCCAUGGGAAUGAACUGCUCCUGGAUCCCAGUAUAUCCGGCUUACAAUCUGACGCUCUCCUACAAGACUUAUGGAGUUACUGAGGCAGUUACAAACUCAAAAGACUGUCAUCAAUAUUACAGCAGUGGAAGAAGGAAUGGCUGUUACCUGGAGCUUUCUGAUGAACAACUGUUUAAAACCUACAUUCUUGUGGACAAUGACAUUGGAAGGAGCACAUUUGAAGCCCUCAACACUUCAAUUGUAAUACCUUCACCACAGCUGAACAUCACACAAGACAAGUAUCUUCUCAACCUGAGCUGGGAAACUCCAAAGGUCGGGGAUUUGGAUUGUUGGAUAUAUGUAUUUAACUACACAGAAUGCAACAAGCCCAUGAAAAGCCAGAAGACGACCACGAACACUUACAGUAUACCCUACGAUGAAAACUGCCUCUAUGAGAUCCAAUCCAGAGUCGAGACAAAAACUUGCCUACCAAUAAGGAGCGACUUGAGUGAAGUUGUAACUUAUGGUACUAACCGGCCUCGUGAUGGGACGCUGACCGUGGUUGCCAUUGUCAUCCCCAUCAUCCUGUGCGUCUGCGUCAUCCUGUCCUGCUACUGCUUCAGGAAGCACAGUAACAUCCUCUGCCCCAUCAUACCAGAUCCUUCAGCAAUAUUCAAGGAAAUGAUGAUGAACGGAAACAAAGACCAUAAGACAGGGAGUCUUUACACGCCGGUGCCAGAGCCCGUUGAACCGUGUAAAAUUACGAUUGCAGCGGAAACCAGCGUCCUCCAGCAAAACUCCUGACAUGUACAUGUACACAGCAAAAAGCCUGCAGUCCAACUGGACAGCCGCUCCGGGCGAAUUCUUAUGGAACAUUUACAGGCUGAAAACCUUUGUUUCACUGACCUCCUCCGUUUGAAAGCAUCUGCUGCACAUCUGACAGGAAGUGCGGUUCGUGUGUUCUGUUGUGCCAGUUUUCUAUCGCCAUGUGAGGACUUCAUCUACUAGAGGGCAGCAAAAGCAAGGUUUUCGGCAGCUAUUACAGUUCGUUUUUUUCCUUACAGUUGCCUAAGCACCAUUUUGAAAACAGUUUUUUUCAAAACACUUAACAUAGUUCAUAAAACCAAACAUCCAAAGUGCAAAACUCCUCAUAUAUCCAAGUAAAAUGAAGCACUGCAUUCAGAACUGAAUAAACAAAAACAAAAUUUCAAACACUUCUUUCAUAUUACUACUCAAUUAUUGUUGUUCAUUUGGUCAGUCAAUCAAUCAAUCAAAAGAAAAAACCUUUAUCAAACACGACGAACAGAAAAAAAAUUUGAGGGGAAAAUAUACAGAAAUUUUUUUUAAAAAGACAAAAAAAAAAGAUAGAAAAUAUUUUGGCUGCAUCUCGCCACCUCACUGGGUCUGGCCACAGCGCCUCAUCAAUAUCGGCGAGGGAAGAAUCAUAUCCAGUCCUGGACAGCACCCGCAUCAAUAUCAUCACAUGACUCUUCCACUGCCUGUUGAAGAGCCACAUGGACAUAGGGCUGACAGUCAUACACCUUCCUCCACCGUGCAGAGAAGAACUCAACUGCACUGAGAAAUGGAGAGUAAGGUGGAAGGUACUGAACAAGAAACUGUGGCUGGUCAGCAAAACCUCUUUCGGAUCAGGGCUGAACGAUGGAUUGUUGAUUGUUGAUUGGUCCGUCCAAAAAAAUGUGAGGAUGCGGUCUGUGUUGUAUCGACCAAGGUUGGCAUGGCAACGGAGGACAACGCCAUCUACGUUGCGAACGAUGCGACCGAGAAGCAAUGGACGCAGUACGACUGGUGGAAUCCCCGAGCUGCGCAGAGUGAACGGUGUUCUGGUUACGUACCUGGGCUCAAGCCUAAAUGUGUGGACGACAGAGGUAACAGUAACUAACGUAGCCCCGGACUUCAUCUGAAAGCUGGGCCCUUUUUUUGUCCUCGUCCUCUCCCUCCAGCUCCUCCUCCAUCUCUCACUCUCACCCUCCCUCCACUUCUUCCUCUCACUGCUGCUCCCAUUGUUGUUGUAAAAAUUUACCUUUUUUUUUUUUUUUAUCAUGCUAAUAUCCUGAUAGAUGAGUCAACAAUGAAGCAGUUAGGUGUUUGGCCGGGUGGCAUGUGUAUCGGCCAGCCGGUCCGCAGAUGUGGCAUUUUUUCCAAAUGGCAAACAAAUGACUUCACGUUGGAUUCCUGUGUUUCACAUAGAGAACUGUGUGCAGUGAAUUCCAAAAAGCGCCAUGUUGAAUUGCAAUUUGGGUGCAGAGGUGAAAAUGCGUUGAGAGUCUUGAAAGAUGGGAGCUGAAGUUUUGCUCUGUGAGUGUCAGUUCCAAUCAUUAAGCUUUAUGUCUCAUUUUUGUGUGUUAGCAACUGAAUAAACAAAACUGUAAGUUACUCUCUAAGGAUGGUCCAGGGACACGCUGUGAUGACUGAGUGGGCUACUUCAAGGGGAUUUACUGUCCUACCAGUAAGUGGAGCUGUUGUAUGCCUGGAUAUCCGGUGUACAGAUACAAGACCUGGCAAAGGAAUUACAAGAAAAUGCCCACAUGACUGCCAUCAAGGCAGCCACACAAUAGGCAGGAAGCAAUAGCCUAUGUGGUGGGAAAGUACUGCCUUCUUUCUACUGAGGGUGAUCCCAAGACUAUACUGUACUGUAACCGCCCCCAUAUGAGGAAGAAAGCUUGUUGUCUUGGCAUGGAUCCAAACACUGUCUUAUAUGGAACUGAGGAAAGCGAGUGCAUGGCAAGUAGCACGGACCAGUGCUACUGUCGGUGCUGAGGGAAAAAAAAAACAAAAAAAGGAAAAGAGACUUCACCUCGCCAGUGAAAUUCAAUUGAGAGGUGUGGCUACGGUGGAAUUCUGAAUAUCUAAUCUUGAGAAAAAUCUUAGCAUCCUCAUUUUUACUUUAUCAUCUCCAGCAACUCAUUAUUAUCAAAAGGAAUUACACUUUGUCAUCAGUCAGGAAAUGAACCUGACCUGCAUGAACUUUGCUGGCAAAACGCUGAUAUUUCUGACGUCAGCGUCUAGAUACCAAAUGUCCUGUAUAUUUAGGAUGCUAAUAACAACUUUUUCUUACAAGAAUUAAUGUGACUUGUCUCUUGUCUCACCUGUAUUGUUAAGAAGCGUUUUCGACCUUUGUACACAACCUUUUGGACAGAAAAACAAAGAUACAUAGAAUUGUGAAAGCAUCUGAGCAUACAUUAAACUUAUUACAACAUG